Messenger RNA from Phacochoerus africanus (Common warthog), 1128 nucleotides. RefSeq names its product SEH1 like nucleoporin (gene SEH1L). The record is from RefSeq and is a predicted model, not a curated record. Gene Ontology annotation, cellular component: Seh1-associated complex; nuclear pore outer ring. Lineage: Eukaryota; Metazoa; Chordata; Mammalia; Artiodactyla; Suidae. Gene Ontology annotation, biological process: positive regulation of TORC1 signaling; cellular response to amino acid starvation. Gene Ontology annotation, molecular function: protein binding; structural molecule activity.
AUGUUUGUGGCACGCAGCAUCGAUGCGGACCACAAGGAUUUCACCCACGAUGUGAAUUUAAACUUUCGCAGGUGGCAGAUGGCCACCUGCUCCAGCGACCAGAGUGUCAAGGUCUGGGACAAAACUGAAAGUGGGGAUUGCCAUUGCGUUGCUAGCUGGAAGACACAUAGUGGAUCGGUAUGGUGUGUGACAUGGGCCCAUCCUGAAUUUGGCCAGGUUUUGGCUUCCUGUUCUUUUGACCGAACAGCUGCUGUAUGGGAAGAAAUAAUAGGAGAAUCAAAUGAUAAACUGUGAGGAUACAACCACUGGGUAAAGAGGACAUUGCUAGUGGACAGUAGGAUAUCUGUUACCCAUGUGAAGUUUGCAUCUAAGCAUAUGGGUCUUAUGUUAGCCACUUGCUCUGCAGACAGUAUAGUAAGAAUAUAUGAGGUGCCAGAUGUCAUGAACCUCAACUAGUGGUCUCUGCAGCAUGAGGUUUCCUGCAAGCUAAGCUGCAGUUGCAUUUCUUGGAAUCCUUCAAGCUCUCACGCUCACCCUGCCAUGAUCGCAGUGGGCAGCGACAACAGUAGUUGUAAUGCAAUGGCCAAGGUGCACAUUUUCGAAUAUAAUGAGAACACCAGGAAAUAUGCCAAAGCCAAAACCCUCAUGACAGUCACAGAUCCUGUCCAUGACAUUGCUUUUGCUCCAAACUUGGGGAGGUCUUUCUACAUCCUAGGCAUAGCAAUCAAAGAUGUGAGAAUUUUUACACUAAAGCCUGUGAGAAAAGAACUUACUUCCUCCAGUGGGCCAACCAAAUUUGAAAUCCAGGAGGUGGUUCAGUUUGAUAAUCAUAAUUCCCAGGUCUGGCAAGUGAGCUGGAAUAUAACAGGGACAGUGCUGUCGUCUCAGAGACAUGGCUGUGUACAACUGUGGAAAGCUAACUAUAUGGACAACUGGAAGUGCACUGGGAUUCUGAAAGGUAACGGGAGCCCUGUCAGUGGGAGUUCUCAGCAGGGAAAUACAAAUCCUUCCCUAGGUUCAAAUAUCCCAAAUCUGCAGCGUUCACUAAAUGAAUCUUCUGCCGACAGAAAGCACAGCUGAGUACCAGCUAACUGGAGUAACUUUGCUGUUUUGCUGCUUGUUGCAUUC